CAUGUAACCUAGCAACCGUGUGUCAAUACGGGCGGGUCGGAUAUCCCGCAAUGUUUUGGCUGUAGCGAUAUCGAUAGUGUUUGAAGUAGAGAUAUCAUAGUCUUUGCCGCUGUUUUCAAAACAGAAAAGUGUCAGACAGAGACGGUUUGGAUGCAAUGACUUCAAGAGAGCAAAGAGAGUCUGUUCAAAACGGAUUUGGCUCUGGCACCAGGAAGGCCAGUAUGGUACCAAUGGACACACUGGGGGAGGAUGAGGAGGAUUCUGGGGAGGAUGAGCAGGAGGCAGCGGAGGAGAGAGCGCGACAGUUGGAGGAACAGAACAAGUUUGAUGCCCUGUGUGACGGGAUUCUCAGUGCAGUGUCUCUGCUCAGUAACUCUCUACAGGAGGUGAUUGACCUGAAGGAUGAACUAUUGGAACAUUCCCUGCCACCCAAUGUCCUAGUCAGACUGGCCAUCGUGUCAGGCAAAAUCUUCAGAAGUGUUACAGACUUGAACGUCCCUGUCACAGAAUUAGUCAGACUUGUCAGGGUCUACUCUGAACCAUGGGAUGAGAAAAGUGAGGCCUUGAAGAAGCUGCAUGCAGACUACGAAAGUAAAAAAAGACAGCUGAACAUUGCCAUCAAAAGACUACAGUUGGUGGAUGCACAUUCCAAGCGACUUGCUCGUGAAAAACGGAUCAUGAACUGGGAGAAGCUCUUUGCCAAGCUAACGAGUUCAAAAGGGCAUGGUCGCAGAUGGAAAUUCCUGAUUGACUCGUUCAAAAAGAAGGCACAGAUGGGAGCUGAGCACCUGUUGGCCUAUGCCAGCAGUGUGGAGGAUGAGUAUGAAUCUGACGACGACUUCACCCAACCUGACCACCCCCAGUUUGCUGUAGUGAGCCCUUCCACUGAGGGACCCGAGAAGGCAACAUCACCGUCAGAUUUUGAGAGUGAACCAGAGCCAGAAUCGGAGCCAGAAAGCGGGAGUGAGAAUGACCUGCCUCCGGGUGACAGCGAGUUGGAAUCAGAAACUGGGAGUGAACGAGAACGGCUUGGGAAGAGUGCAGAGUCCACUAGCUCAAAACACUCCACAACAUCUCAAGAUGGUGGAACUAGCGACACAAGCGGAGGCAACUCAGACAAAAGCUCGGAUUCUGACUCUGAUUCAGACAGUGACAACGAAAGGAAGAGUAAGAAAAAGUCAGCCAAAAAGGGACAAACCACGAAAAAGAAAUCCCCGAUCAAAGGGGUUCUGAAGAAAAAAGGGGCUGCCAAGAGGAGAGGAUCUCGGGUGAGAUUUGGAGGGGCGAGCACAGUCGAGGCACCAGAACUCGUGGUUAAACCUCCCAUGGAAGACAGAGCAGUCUGGACUCAUGAACCAGAAUAUGACAGAUUUCUAAAUGUUAGAGUGUACAAGCCUGUUGGAAUGCAAGACACAGAGCUGACGUGUGUGUUAACCAUGGGAGAUCAGGUGUUUAAGACAGGAGUGUUGGAUGCACCCCCACCUCCUCCGGCCGAACCUAAACCCCAAACUCCAGAAAAACCCAAGAAAGGAAGCCUCAUUGGAAAGGGAGGUGCGAAGAGAAGAAAGUCUGUUACUCUCAAGGAACCACAUGAAGAAACUCCUAAGGAGGAUGACAGGUUUGAAGAGUUUGUGUUCAGUGUACCAGAAAGACUUGCAGAAAUGCAGGGGUUAAAAGUGGCCAUGAACUCACAGGACGAGAUGGCAGCUGUCGCAACCAUAGAGGCAGAGGACUUGGCUAGUCUGGAACUGCCAGUGAAAACUUUACCAGAAGAAAAUGCAGAAGAGUUUGAGGCUAACUUGAAGAGCAGAGACCCGACCAUGUUUCCCCUGUACCCCAUGAAGAGUUCCAAACACGGCGUCUACGGUAACCUUCCCCUCAAACUGUACUGGACACAGAGAGAACGUCCUCGCACGUUUGAGAGGGAAACAGAGACAAUGACGCUGAUGGAGCUGAUCACAGAACUUACAGGUGUUGAUCUCACCCAGCACCCAAAAGAAGAGUUAGUCACCAUGUUGGAGAGAGAGUUUGAGGACAGAGCAACGUCAGCCAUGUCUUUUGAAGAAGAGAAAGAGGACAUGGUACCUAAGGCAGAGUUGGAGAGUCUUAUGGAGCAGCACAAUGCACAACUCAUGCAGAUCCAGGAUGAAUAUGAGAAACGUCUGAACGAGCUUGCAGAGAAUCUGGAGGAGAUGCAGGAGAGAGGGCCACCCCCGCUGGCGAACAUGGAACAUGCCAUGGUGCAGUACUCCCCCCAGGGUACCCCUGCUCACCCGCGGUCCCCCGUCAGUCGGGCUCAGACCCGCGACCUCACACGGUCUCCCAACAUCCCGCAGGUGCCGCAGACAUCACGAGAGUCCAGCGCAGAAAAGGGACACAAACCUCCACCAGCCACGGCAUAUGAUGGGAUGUACCAACCCCAGCCACCCCCAUAUACAGCACCCAGGGCGAAAAGGAAAACAAUACAAGCACCACAACCAAACGCCAAGCUGCCAAAGGAUUUCCUGGAGCGGCUGAAGUUCCAGACUGCGGAGAGUAUCCGGCGCCAGGCCGAGCUGUACGACAAGACCAGGAGGAUGGUCGAGGAGAAGUACCUCAGACAGAUGGAGGGCCAGCACAGGAUGACCAACCCGGAGCCAUUGGAGCAGCAGCUGGAGGAUGUGUGUCUCCCAGCUGUGUUCAUGCCCACCAAGACUGGACACAUCUACAACCCAAGGGCUUAUCAGUACUUCCAUCCUAAUGGUGAGGACUAUCAUUGUUCACAUAGCUUUGAAUAG
Messenger RNA from Branchiostoma belcheri (Belcher's lancelet), 2777 nucleotides. RefSeq lists its product as uncharacterized. NCBI's taxonomy places the organism in Eukaryota, Metazoa, Chordata, Leptocardii, Amphioxiformes, Branchiostomatidae. The transcript is spliced from 23 exons. The record is from RefSeq and is a predicted model, not a curated record. The coding region runs from base 156 to 2777 and encodes 873 amino acids.